Molecule: messenger RNA, 1161 nt
Organism: Zalophus californianus (California sea lion)
Lineage: Eukaryota; Metazoa; Chordata; Mammalia; Carnivora; Otariidae
Gene: HVCN1
Product: hydrogen voltage gated channel 1
Exons: 8
Coding region: 270-1085 (271 amino acids)
Biological process (GO): proton transmembrane transport
Cellular component (GO): plasma membrane
Molecular function (GO): voltage-gated proton channel activity
Source: RefSeq, a predicted model, not a curated record
GGCGGGACCUUUGUCCAUCUGCCGGAGCCCAGGAGGCCCAGGCCAGGCCCCGGGCCUGCGGAGCGGGAGGGGGGCGGGGGAGGAGGCCAGCCAGAGACCAACAGGGACACAGACAGGCCAGGGCAAGGGCGCUGAGACAGGCAAGAGUCCGGGACCGUAGCACUCGCAGGGUGAAGAAACCAAAUCUCGGGCCAAGCCACUUGCCUUGGGUCACCUAGCCAAAGGAGGCAGAGCCAGAACUUACACCCAGAUCCAGAGAGGACAGGAAAAUGGCCACCUGGGAUGAAAAGGCCAGCUCCCGCAGGGCCAAAGUGGCUCCAGCCAAGAGGAUGAGCAAGUUCUUGAAGCACUUCACUGUCGUUGGGGACGAUUACCAUGCGUGGAACAUCAACUACAAGAAAUGGGAGAACGAGGAGGACGACGAGGAGGAGGAGCAGACGUCGCCGGCACCCGCGUCCAGCGAGGAGGGCAGAGCCCCCGACCCAACGGCGGCCCCCGCCCCCGUGCCCCGGCCCCCCCUCAACUUCAGGGCCACACUGAGGAAGCUCUUUAGCUCCCACAGGUUUCAGGUUGUCAUCAUUUGCCUGGUCAUUCUGGAUGCCCUCCUGGUGCUCGCUGAGCUCAUUCUGGACCUGAAGAUCAUCGAGCUUGACAAGAAUGACUAUGCCGCCAAGGUGUUCCACUACAUGAGCUUUGCCAUCCUGACCUUUUUUAUGAUGGAGAUCUUUUUUAAAUUAUUUGUCUUCCGCUUGGAGUUCUUUCACCACAAGUUUGAAAUCCUGGAUGCCAUUGUGGUGGUGGUUUCCUUCAUCCUCGACUUCGUCCUCCUGUUCCAGAAGCACCAGUUUGAGGCUCUCGGCCUGCUGAUUCUGCUCCGGCUGUGGCGGGUGGCCCGGAUCAUCAACGGAAUAAUUAUCUCAGUUAAGACACGUUCAGAACGGCAACUGCUGAGGUUAAAACAGAUGAAUAUACAGUUGGCUGCCAAGAUCCAACACCUUGAAUUCAGCUGCUCUGAGAAGGAACGAGAAAUUGAAAGGCUGAACAAGCUACUGAAACAGCACGGACUUCUUGCUGAGGUCAACUAGACAUGCGCCUGCUCCAUCCCGAAGAGAAGACCCUUGCCUCACAGGCUUGUGCCGCUGACGAGAAAGACAGCUGCCC